AUGAAGUCGAUGCUGCUGUUCGCUGCCAGAGCGGCUGCUGCCACGCCAUAUCUAGCGUGGACGGCCGACUCGUUCAUCGAGCGCGGAGUCGAGGCCAACUUCGACUACACGCAAGCGACACUCUAUCUGGGCUACCAAGCAGCGUACAACCUGACGCAGAACGAGACGUACCUCGCCUGGUACCGCGGGCAGAUCGACGACGCCGUCGUGCAGGAUAACGGCACGAUCAAGGACUGGAACUACACCUUCUACUCUCUGGACAAUUACCGCAUCGGCAACAACAUCCUCUGGUGGUACGAGCACACCGGGGAGGAAAAGUACAAGGCGGCGGCGGGCAUCAUCCGCGAGCAGCUCAACAGACACCCGCGGACGGCGACAGGCGGCUUCUGGCAUCGGAGUCCGACCUAUCCGAACCAGAUGUGGCUCGAUGGCAUCUUCAUGGCAGACUCGUUCUACACCAAGUGGACGAGCCUGUUCGACAGCGACAACGCGACCGCGUGGGACGACAUCAUGGUGCAGUACGACAACAUCGACGCGCACACGCGCAACAAAACAACUGGCCUUCUGGUGCAUGGCUACGACGAGAGCAAGGUGGCUGUGUGGGCCGACCCCGUCACGGGCGCUUCGCCCCUGGUGUGGGAUCGGGCCGACGGUUGGUACUUCCUAUCGCUGCUCGAGGUUAUCCAGGUAUUCCCCGAGUCCCACGCGGGCCACGCCCGACUGGUGGAGUACUUCAUAACGCUCGCCGCUGGGCUACUCGAGGCCCAGGAUGAGGCCGGUGGCUGGUGGCUGAUCAUGAGCGAGCCCUACCCCGGCGCCGAGGGGAACUACAUCGAGAGCAGCGGCUCGGCCAUGUUCACCUAUGGAUUUCUGAAAGGGAUCAAGUUGGGUUUGCUCGCUGAAGGCGACUAUCUGGCGGCCGCUCAGAAGGGCUAUAACCUCUUGACCGAUGAGUUCGUCGUCGAGAACGACGACGGGACUCUGAACUGGGAGGGCACUGUUUCGGUAGGCUCGUUGGGUAGCAACGCCACCUUCGAGUACUACAUAUCCGUACCGCUGGCAUCAAACGAUUUUAAGGGAGUCGGGCCCUUCAUGCUGGCAUCAUAUGAAAUCGAGACCUUAUAG
Messenger RNA from Anthostomella pinea, 1125 nucleotides. The record is from the annotation of a GenBank genome assembly. NCBI's taxonomy places the organism in Eukaryota, Fungi, Ascomycota, Sordariomycetes, Xylariales, Xylariaceae.